Molecule: messenger RNA, 633 nt
Organism: Dichomitus squalens LYAD-421 SS1
Lineage: Eukaryota; Fungi; Basidiomycota; Agaricomycetes; Polyporales; Polyporaceae
Product: rab-type small GTP-binding protein
Exons: 6
Coding region: 1-633 (210 amino acids)
Biological process (GO): protein localization to plasma membrane; regulation of exocytosis; protein secretion
Cellular component (GO): plasma membrane; endosome
Molecular function (GO): GTPase activity; GTP binding
Source: RefSeq, a predicted model, not a curated record
AUGCCGCCUCCCCACUAUGACUUCUUGAUCAAGCUUCUACUCAUCGGUGACUCAGGUGUCGGGAAGUCUUGUCUAUUGCUGCGGUUCUGCGACGACGCCUGGACGCCCUCCUUCAUCACGACUAUCGGCAUAGACUUCAAGAUUCGGACAAUCGAGCUCGAUGGCAAGCGCAUUAAGCUCCAGAUUUGGGACACUGCUGGACAGGAGCGAUUCAGGACUAUCACGACGGCAUACUACCGUGGAGCGAUGGGUAUCCUCCUCGUAUACGACGUAACGGACGAACGGUCGUUCAACAACAUCCGCACAUGGCACGCGAACAUUGAGCAGCACGCCUCAGAGGGUGUAAACAAGAUUCUCAUUGGCAACAAGUCUGACUGGACCGAGAAGCGCGCCGUCACCGAGGAGCAGGGCCGGGAGCUCGCCAACGAGCUCGGCAUCAAGUUCAUGGAGACCUCCGCCAAGGUCAACGAGGGCGUCGAGGAGGCCUUCUUCACCCUCGCAAGAGAUAUCAAGACGCGCCUCAUCGACUCGCAAGCAGAGUCAUCGGGCGCAGCGGGUGGUCCGCAGGGCACGGAGGGCGCCGUCAAGGUCAACCAGCCCGCAAGCCAGGUGCAGGGCGGCUGCUGUACUUGA